Octopus sinensis (East Asian common octopus) is the source of this 498-nucleotide messenger RNA. RefSeq lists its product as uncharacterized. The transcript has a single exon. Lineage: Eukaryota; Metazoa; Mollusca; Cephalopoda; Octopoda; Octopodidae. The record is from RefSeq and is a predicted model, not a curated record. Bases 1 to 498 code for a protein of 165 amino acids.
AUGGUGAUGGACUCACUAAGCAGAAUUCUUAAUGCCAUGUUUCCGAAGGUUCAGAUCAAUCAACAGGACCCAAAUAUGUUGACCUAUUCUACUAAUCAUUUGUUCUUCAUUGACGACCUAAGGAUAUUCGCUCUUAAAGAAGAUGUAGUAAUUAAAAUGAUGGAAGCUAUUGAUGAAUUCUUUAAAAUAGUUGGCUUGGAGAUGAAUUUAGAAAAGUCAGCAUCAAAUGUUAAAUCGUUAUUUUGUUGUGAGACUUUGGAAGGAGUCCAAAGAUAUCGUUAUUUGGGUGUACUUGAAAAUAGAGGAAGUAAUGUCCUUAAGAGUAAAGUAAUGAAUUCUAUCCUUGGAAAUGUUAAGAAAAGGACAACCAUGCUUUCAAAGACGAAAUUAAAUUCGGUCAACUUGUUCCAUGCUAUAAAUGAAUAUGCCAUUUCCCUAUAUAAUUAUUACAUCCGAAUUAUUAAGAUUGUAUUGACCGUCAAAUACGACAACUUCUGA